AUGUAAAAUUAAAAUGGAGAAUAAGAAUUGUGUAAAUUAACACAUCAUAAUAGGACUUUUAUUUGCACAAAUACUGAAUGUAUUUAAGCUAAAAAAUUUUAAUUAUAAUGUCACAAAUGUUUAACUUUAUAACAUACAAAUUAAAAAGGAAUUUAGAAAUUCAAAAAUAGUAAAACUGUUCGUCAUUUGGAUGAUUUUAUAGAAAUUAAAGAAAUAUUAAAUUAUUUAGAAUAAAAAUAUCAAGCUAGAUUUAAUUUUUUAUAAGAAGCAUAAUAAAGAUGUUUUGAUUUUCAAAAGGAAUAAAUAUAAAAAAUCGAAAAAUUUCCAUUUCACGAUUAAAACUUUAUAAUUUUAGCAAAAGCCGAUGUUGAUAAUAAUAUUCAAAUGUUUAUAAAUGAGCUAGGCUUUUAUUAAAGAAUGUUGAACGAAGCAAAAUCAUACAAUAAUUAAACACAAAAAUCUAUUUUGGACUUAUAUAUAAGAAAUGAUGAUAAAUUUAAUAAUGAUAUCAUAAACAAAUAAAAAUAAGUUUUUGAAAAAAUAAGAACUAAUUUAGCAAAAAAAGGACUUGAUUUUUAAAAAAUGUUUGCAAAGUAUAAAAUAUAUUAUUCUAUUAGUUAAGAAGAAAAAAUUCUGAAAGCUGAUGAAAGAUUAAAGAAAUUAGAAAACCCAUAUGCUUAAAACAAAUUAUUUAAAUAUAGUGUGAUUAUUGCUCUACUAAUUUUAAUUAGUAAUCAAUUUUCUAUUUUAACAUCAAAUAAUUAAAAAUAAAUUUAGAAAAAAGAAACAAUUCUAAUAGAGUCAGACAUUAAUUAAAUGAAAGAAUAAUUCUCAGAUAUUCAAUAAGAGAAUAUUAUUAAAAUAGAAGAAAUAAAAAAUACCAUUGAAAAUAAAUUAAUUAGUGAAAUUGAAUAUUUGAAAUUGUACAAUUAAUAAUUGAAAGUUGAAAUGAUAGAAAUACAGAAAUAAUUUAAAGAAAUGACAAUCUUUUAGAAUUAAACUUUAACUAUGCUUUCUUAGGAAGUAUAUAAUCUGAAAGAAUAGGUAUCAAUUUCAUUAAACUUAAUUUCCAAUUUUAAUGGUAUACAAUAAAUGAAUCAACAUGAUUACUAAAAAGUACUUUAAUCUAGUUAGGAUGAUAAAAUAUUUAUAUAAAAAUUUGAUAAAGUUGAUGAAAACAUUCAAAAUUUGAAUUUAAGAUUGAAUAAUACUUUAUAAGAAAUGAAAGAGUAUGUAGAUUAUAGAAUUUUUAUGAAUAAGUAAUUUUUUAAUGCUCAACGAUAUCUAUUAGGGAAGAUAGAAUAAGAUUAUCCAAUUGUAUUAUUAUAAGGUUUUACAUAAUAAUUUGAUUAAUUUUUAAAUAAGUCCCUUACUCAUGAAUAAAUUUAUAAUUUGUCGAACUCAAUUAGUUUGACUGGAAUUGCUUGUUUUGGAGGAAUAUCUAUGAAGAAACCAACGCAUUUUGCAUUAAUGGCAUGUGAUUAUGUAUAUGAAAUUUUCACAGUUACACAUAGUAUAGAUAAAGCAAGAAAAAGUAGAUCAAGUGAAAACCUUUUUUGGUAUUUUGCACCUAGAAUAUCAAUUGGAUUUGCUCCAAAUGAAAAUGUUCAUCUUUAAUUAGCAGAUAAUUUUGAUCCUCAAGAUCCAAAAAGAUUUAGUAUGUGGUUGGAUCAUCCAUAAGGAGGUAGAAGAAUAGGAAACCAAACUACUUUAAUCAACACAACUGAAUAUAAAAUGGCAUUAUAUGUAAUCGAAUGAAG
This is a messenger RNA of Paramecium sonneborni, 1760 nucleotides long. NCBI's taxonomy places the organism in Eukaryota, Ciliophora, Oligohymenophorea, Peniculida, Parameciidae. The record is from the annotation of a GenBank genome assembly.